Molecule: messenger RNA, 2100 nt
Organism: Fusarium keratoplasticum
Lineage: Eukaryota; Fungi; Ascomycota; Sordariomycetes; Hypocreales; Nectriaceae
Product: Zn(2)-C6 fungal-type domain-containing protein
Exons: 4
Coding region: 1-2100 (699 amino acids)
Biological process (GO): regulation of DNA-templated transcription; DNA-templated transcription
Cellular component (GO): nucleus
Molecular function (GO): DNA binding; zinc ion binding; DNA-binding transcription factor activity, RNA polymerase II-specific
Source: RefSeq, a predicted model, not a curated record
AUGGCCGACGAUGCUCCGCGUCCGCGUCCGCCGCCAAACCGACGCAGGGACAAAGUCCAGCUUUCCUGCGACCCCUGCAGGCACCGAAAGUUGAGGUGCGACAGACACCACCCAUGCGGAACUUGCUCAAGGCGUGGCCUUACCAACUCGUGCAAUUAUGCAACGUCAUCUUCCUCUACACCCGAUGCUCAUCGGCCCCAACAGUCAACCAGCCUCCAUGGCAGAAUAUCUGAACUCGAGAACCUUGUCGUGACGCUCAUGAAAGGUCAACAACUGCCAAGUCCGCCCGCACCGAAAUCGCCGAGACCAACCUCGCCAUCACUCACAGAUGUGUUGCCUGAGAUCCCAAAACCAAAGAAACCCCAAGAUGAAGCUCCAUCCCCGGCGGACCCUGGCACUCUAGAGGUGCGUGAGUCUGGAACCAGCUAUGUCCAGAGUGUCCAUUGGGAGGCCAUUCUUACCAAAAUCAGAGGACUCAGGGAGGACUUGGUCACCGAUAGCAAGGCUCCGCCUGGUUCGCACUUGUUCUAUGGUCCGAACCGUCAUGCGACUCGAGAUGAAAUACUGGCUGCUGUUCCUCCUCGCUCAGUUGUUGACCGCCUCAUGGCCCUUCACUUCGAUUCCUACAUUGUCACUCCGUAUCUCAUUCAUGGCAAGAAGUUUCUCCGCGAGUACGAAACUUUCUGGGAAGAUCCGUCUACAACUUCAAUCGCGUGGAUCGGUCUCAUGUUCUCCAUGUUAUAUAUUGCUGCACAGUUGCAGACCUUCGCCAUCGACUUCCCCGACGGACGAGCCGAAUCGCUCAAGGCGGAAUAUCUCACCAUGAAGGAUGGCUUCCGGGAGAAGGCCGUUCAGUGUCUUAUUCUGGCCAGGUAUACAACGGGAGGACCAUAUAUCCUGGAAACCCUCAUCACGGUCCUUACCGGAGAGUUCAUACUCUUGAAAGAUGGCGCUACCGAUGGCUGGCUUUCGAUCGGUAUGAUACUUCAUCUUGCAAUGCGCAUGGGCUAUCAUCGGGACCCAGAUCACUUUCCUGGAAUAUCUCCAUUCGAGUGUGAGAUGCGCAGACGCAUCUGGACUACAAUCCUUCAAUUGGAUCUCGUCAUCUCCUUAGAGAUGGGCCUUCCUCGAAGUGCCACAGAUACGCACAUUGAUACAAAAUCGCCCCGUAAUCUACGCGACUGUGAUUUUGACGAGGACACGACCGAGAUGCCUCCGCCGAGGCCAGAAACAGAAUGGACGCCGGUACUCCCUCUCAUUGCAAGAGGGCGACUGAUAACAGCUCUCGGCUUAAUUUGCGACCUCAACACCGAUAUUAAUCCUCCUUCCUACGACGAGGUCACCAAGAUCGACGCACUUCUCGAAGACGUGCACAAUCGUGCUAUUCCGCUCGUGCUGCGCUGGGAAACUAUGCCACACCCCAUCACGGAUAGCCCAACCGUGGUGGUCCAGCGGGUAAGUAUAGAAACGACCUACCGCAAAUCACGCAUCCUCCUGUACCGGAGAUCUUUGAUCAGCUACCCAGUUCGACACCCUCAAGAGCGGGACAAGGAAUCGGUGCGAAUCUGUUUAGAUUCGGCACUAAAGAUUCUAUCUUUUCAACAGAUGCUUCACGAAGAGUCUCAACCAUUUGGUCGUCUGUGUCAGCUUCGAUGGAAGGUCACACGUAUUUUCAACCAGGAUGUUCUCCUUGCAACGAGUGUACUCUGCCUCUACCUUCAAGACGUCGAUAAAUUUGAGACUGCAGGACAGACAGCUAGGGCUGAAGAGAUUCGACGGCAACUAACCAUCUCGCACAAGAUUUGGCUUCAGAUGAGUACGUCAUCUGCGGAAGCUGGGAAAGUAGCCAAAGCUCUGAGUAUCGUCCUUGGAAACACAGAAGCAUCCGUCGAGGACGAUAGCGGGCCCGGUUCUUACGACUUCCUGUCGGAUCUUGAUGCCAUACCUCUGAAUGAAUUUGGCGCAACGUUCAACAACCAAUGUGAGAAGCACAUCCGGUCAUGUCGAUUGCGACUAACAAAAGACUUGACAGAUUUUCCUUCCAGCUUCUGCUCUCCUCUUACCUUUUUUGAUAAUGUACUGGAAACUCGGGGGAUGUAG